This is a messenger RNA of Sphaeramia orbicularis (orbiculate cardinalfish), 778 nucleotides long. RefSeq lists its product as uncharacterized. Bases 32 to 778 code for a protein of 248 amino acids. The record is from RefSeq and is a predicted model, not a curated record. Lineage: Eukaryota; Metazoa; Chordata; Actinopteri; Kurtiformes; Apogonidae. The transcript has 7 exons.
AACAAGCUAGCUAGCACGCGCCCACACUGUGAUGGAGGAACUAACGUUUCUGUUAAUGAUGCAUGAGGAAUCUAUGACUAAAAGUUCUGAACAGUGGGGACACGUAGAUCACAAUCUACUGCAGAUCCAGGAUGAGUUUCACAGAAUCACAAUGGUGCAUCUUGAACCGAAGUUCAAGUCCAAGCUGGAUGAAUGUACUCCUCGGCUUCUGAACCUCUUCCACUCCAAGGGCAGAAGCAUGGGGUUGAGGUUGCAGGCUAUCCUACUCAAGACUCCAAGCAAUCCUGACAUCAACAUGACCAGAGAUGUUGUCAUUCGAUGUUUGAUGAUGUACCUUGGGGAAUCUACAGAUCAACUCUUAAAAGAGUACGAUGAUGCUGAUGAAGACAGUGUGUCGCAGGACCUUGCUGUUCAAAACCUGAAGAUCUACAACAUCAAGGCUAACACGUCAGAAGAUCCAGACAACAUUGGUAUCGUGAUGGAGGGCGUGAAAGUUCUAACUGCUCUGGGUAACUUUCCAAGGGCUUGCUCCCUGCUCAUUGGGUUGGUGUAUGCUGUGAAUCUUGCCUAUCCAAAGGAGCUCAGGUACACGUUUGAAGUGUUUCAGAAACUUCUCCUUGGGCCUGAUAGUUCAAAGCUCUCCCCCAAAAUCGACCAAGAGAGGAAGGUCAUGGAAAAGAGGAAGAAACAGAAGCACAAAGAAAGAGUUCAGAGGACGAAAGAGGAGGAGACACAACAGUUGGAGAUGAAGGAGGAGGAGGAGAGGGAGUGUAAUUAA